Molecule: messenger RNA, 151 nt
Organism: Acaulospora colombiana
Lineage: Eukaryota; Fungi; Glomeromycota; Glomeromycetes; Diversisporales; Acaulosporaceae
Source: the annotation of a GenBank genome assembly
AUGGUGGGUGAAACGGUUUGCAAGGCUGAGUUUGAUGGUGUGUUUACUGAACUGGAAGGGGUUUGUUCAUUAAACGGAGAAGUGACUAAUGGAGUUGUGGCUGAAGGAGUUGGUGAGGUGGAGGUCGGAAGGGAAGAAGUAGAACCAGGAG